Molecule: messenger RNA, 1214 nt
Organism: Rhododendron vialii
Lineage: Eukaryota; Viridiplantae; Streptophyta; Magnoliopsida; Ericales; Ericaceae
Exons: 1
Coding region: 311-973 (220 amino acids)
Source: RefSeq, a predicted model, not a curated record
UAGUCCCCCAGGUAAGAUAGAGCAGGAGGUUUCCUUAGUGAGGAGGUUUUGCUUUUUCCGCUUCUAAACAAAUAUAUUUCACCUGUGAUGAUCCACUUGGAACUUAAAAACUAGCUACUUAGAUUUGAGACCCCUACUUCAACUUGGUGCCUCUGUAUAAAAACCCAUCAAAAGGCUCUUGGGUUCCCCAUGUCUAGCUCCCUCUCCGAUUCUGUUCCAGAUUUCUGUUUCAUUAUAUUGUUCCUUUCCCCCUGCUAGCUAUGUCGGGUUUCUUUGGAUUCAAACGAGAGAGUUAAUCAGAAGAAAAAAAAUGAAGAACACCAGUGCAGCUAUGUUUUUGAAACACAUAAUCUCUGUGUUGUGCUCUAUGACCAAAGUUAGAUCGAUGGCCAUCAGAGACAAAACAAACGCCCUGAAAGCUCGACUCGUAGUGCUGUCACUGUUGAAGAAUAAAAAGUUUUCCCUCGGUUCGAUCCCUGAAAAGAUUCAUGCAAUCCUAGGGCAGCAGGACAGAAAGAGAGGCAACGAAGAUGACGACCAAAGCAAAUUAAGCAAUGCCAUUAUACGUUAUAAUGCCUCGGAACCAUCCAGCGCAAAAAGCACCCAAAUGGGUGGUGGUGGUGAUGAUCGCGACUACUACUCAUACUACUACAACUAUUCCAAUGAUCGUUUCGAGGUGGAUUCAGGGCACGGGAAUAAGUACCCGGAACUGACACAAUCGUUGUUCAAGAGGGAGGAUGAGGAUGAGGAUGAGGAUGAGGAUGAGUUAGACCUGGAUGAUCCUAAUGGAUCGGUCGAUUUGGUGCGGAAUAACAAGGAAGCCGGAGGAGGAGUUAAUCAUGAGGAUUUCAAGCUGGAAGACGAGAUCAAUCAGGUUGCUGACCUGUUCAUAUUGAAAUUUCAUAAGCGUAUGUGGUUGCAGAAGCUCGAAUCAUUCAAGAGGUACCAAGAAAUGCUCCAGAGAGGCACUUAAACUCGACCGAUCCCUUCACAACUCUAACUAAACAUCAUCUGCAGCCAGCCAUGACUAAUUAAUUAAGCUAGCUGUUUCAUCUUCUCCUCUGGUUAAUUAUCCUCGAGCCCCGCAAUGUUUCCUUCUAAUACCUUUAGAAAAUUCCUUUUAUGUUCUACUUGUCUAUUUGGCUUGGAAGAGGUUUGAGGUAAGAAUAACUGACGAUUAAUUACAUGCAUGCAGAAUGUUGGAUUUACUUUUC